Messenger RNA from Osmerus eperlanus (European smelt), 2617 nucleotides. RefSeq names its product lysyl oxidase a (gene loxa). The record is from RefSeq and is a predicted model, not a curated record. The transcript has 7 exons. Gene Ontology annotation, molecular function: copper ion binding; protein-lysine 6-oxidase activity. Gene Ontology annotation, biological process: collagen fibril organization; peptidyl-lysine oxidation. Lineage: Eukaryota; Metazoa; Chordata; Actinopteri; Osmeriformes; Osmeridae. Bases 381 to 1640 code for a protein of 419 amino acids.
AUGUUCGCAUCUCAUAAAUAUCAUGAAUAAAAUAGUAUGGGUUAAAUAAAACAUCAGUUAUCAAACCUUUUGGGCAGCCCCUUAAAGUAUGGUCAGAAUUCAGGAAGACUAUCCAGCUGUUGCAUGAUGAGCACGAGCAGAAAUUCUAGGCUUGUAUAACAUCGGAAUGAGAAACUUUAAAUGUUCAACUCCGCCUCCUCCCUUCACUUAGCGCAUCAGGAAGCCUCGGAAGAGAAUGAUGUGAUAUUACGCAGAUAGUUUAGAACAUUUACAAUUGAAGGUUUAUUUCUGUGUUGAUUAUUGUUGAUUAUUAUUGUUUAUAGCCAUAAGAAAAGUCUGAACAUUUAAAACAACUGUCGAUAUUGUUUUAUUACUUCACCAUGGGCAUAUGCACGACGAUUCACGCCUGUGCACACGUCUGUGUAUUAGUUUGCUUGUUACAAACUGCCCAAUCUCAGCUGCACCCUGAGACAAGAACAGGGAGUAUCGAACCAGGAGCAGGGACUUUACGUCAGACAAUACAGUGGGUGCACAAUGGCAAAUUGUUUAGUCUUCUGACUCGCGGCUCGGAGUAUCAAGCAGCGUCAAAACCUAUCGCUGCCAUUAAAAACGGACACGCGACCGGGGAGGCAAGCAAUCCUUUGGACUCGGCAAGACAGCCUCCAUCACAAGCAUCUAUCCAGAGUGUUGUCGGAGGCACAGAAGCGCGCACAGUUGGCCCACGCUUUCUCCCUCCUCAAGUUCGAAAGCGCUCGGGGAUACACGGGCAUGUGCGUCAGGAUGUCCAUCGAAGUGUCCGUGCUGAAACAAAGCCCAUUUCCACAAAGAAUGAGACACAAGACAAACCCACUGCCAAAACCCCCCAAACAAGGAGAGAAGACAUGAUGGUGGGAGAUGACCCAUAUGACCCAUACAAAUCCACUGAUCCUGAUAACCCUUACUACAAUUACUAUGACACUUAUGAAAGACCAAGGCCCAGACAGAGACCAGGAUAUGGCACUAGGUAUCACCAGUAUGGUCUACCUGAUCUUGUGCCAGACCCAUACUACAUCCAAGCCUCUGCUUACGUUCAGAGGGUUCCUAUGUACAACCUCAGAUGUGCAUCAGAAGAGAACUGCUUGUCAAGCUCUGCUUACAGAGGGAGUGUGAGAGACUAUGACACUCGUAUGCUUCUGAGGUUCCCUCAAAGGGUGAAGAACCAGGGCACAGCUGACUUCUUGCCGAGCAGACCACGCUACUCCUGGGAAUGGCAUAGUUGUCAUCAGCACUACCACAGCAUGGAUGAGUUCAGUCACUAUGAUCUGCUGGAGGUGAGCUCUCAGAGAAGGGUUGCAGAGGGCCAUAAGGCCAGCUUCUGUCUGGAGGACACAUCCUGUGACUAUGGCUACUACAGACGCUUCGCCUGCACUUCACACACCCAGGGACUGAGUCCGGGAUGUUAUGACACUUAUAACGCAGACAUAGACUGCCAGUGGAUCGACAUCACAGAUGUGAAACCUGGAAACUACAUCCUGAAGGUCAGUGUAAACCCCAGCUACCAGGUCCCAGAGUCAGACUACAGCAACAACAUUGUGCGUUGUGAUGUCCGCUACACGGGCAACUAUGCUUAUUUGUCUGGAUGUCACAUGUCACCAUAUUAAGAGAAUACAUUUACUCUCAAACUCCCAGGAGCCAUUAUGCUAAUGACAGGACUACAAUGUCUGGCAAUUGUUUUUUGUUGUUGCUUUAAUUACUCUCUACUACUCUAAUACAACUACACAUUUAAUUAAUUGAAAUUAUGUAAACCCAGGUUCAGAAAGAGAAUGCUGUAACAGUAAUACAAGAUACCAAAAUAUAAUGCAUUUAGAAUGCAUUAUAUUAACAUGUAUUUCAUGUCCUUCUAAUCAAUGUCAUCCCAUUCUUGGUAGUAUUAUGUAUUUACAUUAGCUUUAUACAGCAUUAUAUUAUGGCUUGUGUUUUUGCAACUCUUAUUUUUUAAAAUAAAUAAUUUCAUGUUUGCAAAAUUGUGGUAACUUAAACUAGGACUGUAGGCUAUAAACCAAACUGUCAUUGUACGAAUGCAAGGUAACAUGCUAGUUACUUUUGUGGGUUGUUACAUUUGUUUUGUUAAGAAUUGAGAUGCUUUGUAGUAUGUGUUUAUUUAUGCAAAUGCUCAAAUUACUGCUUUGCUUUUUUUAUGUAGUCCAGAAAAUCUACUUGAAUACAUUCUUGUGACAUUGUUUUAUUUUUCUUCUCUUUUGUUGUUGAAGUCAGUUAAAGUGUACCUAACUCAAAAAGCUUUUCAUGAUUUAAAUCCAUAUGGUUAAUAUUCACACACAGCUAAACUCGUCAAUUCAGUAGCAUUAGAUGGUCUUAAAUUGUCAGGUUAGACUAGUCUGUCUAACCUGUUUGUUGCUUAAAUAGAAAGACUUAAUUUGAGGUAGGAAAGUUAGCCACCUCUCCCCUAAGCCUGUGGUAAGGGCUAUGUUGCUAUGCCAACAAUCUGUUACAUAAUUAUCUUAGCACAAUUUAUAACAAAAGGAAUAACAUUUGUUAAUUUGAUUGAAUAAACACAUUUAGUAGAUUUUUUACAUCUAUUUAGACACUCAAAUAAACACCCUAACCUAAAUUCCAGGAA